This is a messenger RNA of Hypoxylon trugodes, 3296 nucleotides long. Its product is annotated as glycoside hydrolase family 3 protein. The record is from RefSeq and is a predicted model, not a curated record. The transcript is spliced from 3 exons. Gene Ontology annotation, molecular function: beta-glucosidase activity. Gene Ontology annotation, biological process: glucan catabolic process. The coding region runs from base 489 to 2657 and encodes 722 amino acids. NCBI's taxonomy places the organism in Eukaryota, Fungi, Ascomycota, Sordariomycetes, Xylariales, Hypoxylaceae.
GUUAGUCGAAACCCCUGACAGCAACGGCGUGUUAAUUAAUAUCUGGCUAAUGCGGUCCGGAAUCAAAGCUCACUUUUUCCCAUCUACCACUUAGAAUCCAUCGCGAUUCGGGAGAAAUCCAUGCGUGUCCACGUUUAGAAAGUAGAUCUUCGACUCAUUUAGACCCACGAGCCGAGAAGCUGCCGCGAGCCAAGAUGGGACAAGAGUAUCAAUCUAUUACAAGCAUGGAAUACGGCAAGAAAAUGCCAUCCGUCUUCUUUCCCAUACCCCUCCGUUUAUUACCAGAUCUAGUAGAUCCGGCGGCUACAUGACACCAUGGUACUGAGAUGUUUAACGUAGCAGAGGGCAUUGUGGGCCCGGAUGUCUUCGCCGGAGAUGACAUGCUUGUCAGACGGAUCAUAUAAGACUUGCAAGAAGCGCCCAAUACUUUAUGUGUGCACGAAGGACCCUUGCGGCUACUUGAUAUAUUUCAAGUCCAACUAUCAACAAUGCGGUCUUGGAUUCUUUCUGCGAUAGUCGCAGCGUCAUCCGCGGCAGCGGACAACACGCUCGACUGGGGGGUCGCUUACGGAAAAGCUCAUUCUGCAUUGUCGACCCUAACACAGGAUGAAAAGGUCGCUAUCGUCACUGGUGUAGGUUGGAACAAGGGACCAUGUGUCGGCAACACAGCAGCAGUUAGCUCCAUCAAAUAUCCUCAAUUGUGCUUACAAGACGGACCACUUGGUGCUCGAUAUGCAACAAGCGUCAAUGCCUUCGUCCCGGGUAUUCAGGUUGCCGCGACUUGGGAUCGAGCCUUGUUAAGACAACGAGGUCAAUUCAUGGGCGAGGAAUUCAAGGGACUUGGUAUUCACGUAUUGCUUGGGCCGGUCUCUGGUCCUUUCGGUAAAGUCCCUCAUGGCGGGCGAAACUGGGAAGGAUUUGGUCCUGAUCCCUACCUGCAGGGAAUUGCAAUGGCAGAAACCAUCGAGGGUAUUCAAAGUACCGGUGUCCAGGCGAAUGCGAAACAUUAUAUCCUUAACGAACAAGAGCUUAACCGUGAGACGAUAAGCUCGAAUGUGGAUGACCGAACGAUGCAUGAAUUGUAUCUUUGGCCUUUCGCAGAUUCGGUCCAUGCCAAUGUCGCGUCUGUUAUGUGCUCCUAUAAUAAGAUCAACAGCACCUGGGUGUGCGAAAACGACAACGCCUUAAACAAGCUUCUGAAAAAAGAAUUAGGCUUCCAAGGAUAUGUCAUGACGGAUUGGAAUGCACAGCACUCCACCGUAGCAUCUGCGGUUUCUGGACUGGAUAUGACUAUGCCUGGCUCUGACUUUGACGGCGGUUCUAUUUACUGGGGUUCCAAGUUGACCGCUGCUUUGAAUGCGGGACAACUAGUAAAGGAUCGUCUCGACGAUAUGGUUCGACGAAUCUUAGCCGCGUGGUAUCUACUUGGUCAGGACGGCGAGUACCCCGCGAUCAACCUCAAGGCGAAUGUGCAGGGAAACCACAAGACCAACGUCCGCGCUACGGCGAGAGAUGGUAUCGUUCUCCUGAAGAAUGAAGGGAACAUUCUUCCCUUGAAAAAGCCCACCAAGCUUGGAUUAGUCGGAUCUGCUGCAGUUGUCAAUCCCCAAGGCAUGAACUCUUGUACUGACCAAGGAUGCAAUACUGGUGCUCUUGGAAUGGGUUGGGGUUCCGGCACUGCUUCUUAUCCGUAUUUCAGCGCUCCCGCCGACGCUAUCAAGACUCGAGCUCAGACAGAUGGAACCCAGAUUAGUUUAUCCGCAUCCGACAGCACCAGUUCCGUAAGUUCGGCUGUCAGCGGCGCCGAUGCUGCGAUUGUAUUCGUCACUUCCGACAGUGGUGAAGGUUAUAUCACGGUAGAGAACAACGUGGGUGAUCGCAACAACUUGGAUCCCUGGCACAACGGCAACGAUCUCGUCAAGGCUGUUGCUGCGGCGAGCGAUAACGUUAUUGUGGUUGUACACUCCGUGGGUCCUGUUAUCCUCGAGACGAUUCUUGCCCAACCCAACGUCAAAGCAAUUGUAUGGGCUGGUCUUCCAUCCCAAGAGAAUGGGAAUGCUCUCGUUGAUGUCCUUUACGGUGACACCAACCCCAACGGAAAACUUCCUUACACCAUUGCCAAGUCCGCCAAUGACUACGGAACUAGCCCUUCCAAAACCGACGACAACUUCAAGGAAGGUCUAUAUGUUGAUUACCGAAAAUUUGACCACGAUGGUAUUGAGCCUCGUUAUGAAUUCGGUUAUGGUUUAUCAUAUACCAACUUUACCUACUCUGAUAUCUUCGUUGAUGGAAGACCUGUAUCUGGCCCUGCUACAGGAGAAAUCAUUUCUGGAGGCCCUGCUGAUCUUUGGGAAACCAUUAUAACUGUCACCGCCACCAUUAAAAACACGGGUGGAGUCAAGGGUGCCGAGGUAGCACAACUAUACGUGGGUUACCCCGAGUCCGCAUCUACACCACCAAAACAACUCCGUGGAUUUGAAAAAUUGGUCUUAGAUGCAGAUGCUUCGGAUAUUGUGGCCUUUAAUAUCAAACGACGUGAUAUCAGUGUUUGGGAUACGGCGUCGCAAGCCUGGACUGUUCCAAAGGGAACCUUUACCUUCUUCGUCGGUUCGAGUAGCCGCGAUAUUCGGUUGAAUGGUACGCUCGAAGCAGUGUAAAUUGGGGAAUUUAAAAAGACUUUGUUACGAUUCUUGCAUCUAUUCAGUACCUAGUACAUUAGUAUAUACAUGAAUUAAGAACUUACAACAGUUCUCCCUAUGGUCAGAAAUGGUUUGAGAAUUCCUGUUGGAUCGCUAAUUUAUCUAGCUGCCCAGGCAGCCAGGUACUCCCAGUCAAAUGAAGUAUAAGUUGUUUGAGCAUGUAAGCAGCCACAAUAAUCCUCUUACGCCUAGGUACGUGCCUCCAUAAGUCUGCUUAAACUCAUACCGCGAUCUGGACACGGGGGUAUCUGCUCUGGACACGUCGGGGGAGGCCUCGAUUAAUCUAUAGAAUGAAGCUAGGUCCUUUAUUUGCGCGAAACAUACUUAAGUAUCUGUGGUAUUUCGAGUGGCUGGUAAGCAUCUGUUGAUUGUAGUCGUGCAUAAUAUUGGAGAGACUUGCCCAUCUAGGUAUAUACGACUACGCCACCAAGAGUCGAGAUAAGGGCAAUAAUGUUGUAGACAGUGCAAAUAAUAGCAAGCCAUAUAUGCUAAGCAGUACCUACCUAGGUAGAUCUAGAUAGGGAAUUAGCUUCUCGUUAAACUUGCCGUAGAUCUACCUUCAUCGCCGCUAGAAUACCACUAAAGCAAGCUAAUAGC